Molecule: messenger RNA, 2520 nt
Organism: Notolabrus celidotus (New Zealand spotty)
Lineage: Eukaryota; Metazoa; Chordata; Actinopteri; Labriformes; Labridae
Product: golgin subfamily A member 5-like
Exons: 1
Coding region: 239-2461 (740 amino acids)
Source: RefSeq, a predicted model, not a curated record
AGACAAGUGAGUCACAAAGCCCGGAACUCUGGAGCACAUCAAAGGCAAAAUGUAGUAGAGUUGGACUAUGAUGUCAUAGUUGACCAAGCUAUAAACCACAUAUACCAGACACAGCCAGUGAUCACAGCACCCAGCACACAGACUAUUUACACAGUCAGUGAUCGCAGCAACCAGCACGCAGACUAUCUUAACUUCAAACUUGUCAACAUCCGAGACACUAACUCUAUCCAGAUUAGUAAUGGAAAACAAGGUGAAGGUUAACACUAUGUCGAAGGCUAGCAACAACAGCGGCGUCCAGCGCCCCACUCAGCCAGGAGCUAAGGUCCCUUAUCAAGGUGGGGAGAAAGGCCGUGAGUAUCGUCACCAGACCCCUUACCAAAAGGGUGAAGGAGGCCGCCCAGAUUAUCGCCACCAGACCCCUUACCAAAAGGGUGAAGGAGGCCGCCAGUAUCUCCCAUACCACCCUGCCAACAAUCCAGGAUAUCAGAGACCCCCUCCAAGAUGGCAGGUGGAGGCCAGUCUCAAUAAACGCAUUGAGGAACUAGAAUUGCUCCUGAAAAAGGAGAGAGAGACAAAGAAGGAAGCAGUGCCACCGAAACCCAGCAUCGGUGAGACAUCAGUGGAUGAGGUUCACGGCGAGUGUGACAAGCAGAUCAAGCAGAUGAGGGAAGAACUAAAACACCUAAAUCCUUCCUACCGCGUACCACAGGAUAUGUUUUAUUACUCGCUGAAAACCAAAGAGGAGCUCUUAGGUGUCAUUUCUGCACAAAACAAAAAGCUUGGACAACUCCCGGCUGGCGCAGAGCCUGAUAAUACCCCGAGAGUUGAGAAAGAAGCACCGAAAGAGAAGAUGGAGGUCCUGCCGAGUGAGGCAGAAAGCAGACACCUCACCACCACUCUGCAGAUGGAGGCCUUAGAGUAUGAGCUGAGGGCUCACGUGGAGGAAAAGGAGGCGUUGAAGACGGAGAUGGCAGAGAUGAAAAAGAAGCUGAAGCUCUAUAUGUGGGAGCCAACAGGAGCACCAUUCACCCUGAAGGAGGACAUGGAGGUUCCUGAUGAGAAAGAUAUAUCAGACAUGGCUGGAGUUACUUCUGGAGAGGUUGGAAAAGGGACAAACAAACCAAGUCCAUCCUUCAGAGAGGAGACGUCAAACAAUAGUGCCAAAAUGCAAGAACUCCAAGAUCUCGUUGCAUCUCGUAACAAGAAGUUGCGAGCUGAAAGGCUCAGGGCCGACACUCUCCAAAAAGAACAGGAGAAAUCUAGAUAUAUGCUUAAGCAGGUUGAGGCAGAGAAACUUUCCCUGGAGGAGAAGGUGAAGGCCCUGCAGGAAGAGGUCUGGAGUAUAGCAUCAGGGGAAACAAAUAAUGCAAACAAGAUUCAACAGCUUCAAGAUAGCGUUGAACGUAAAAACAACCAGCUGCAGACUGAACGGCUCAGGGCUGACACCCUCCAACAAGAAAAGGAGAAAUUAAUGGGGAAGCUUCAAGAGGUAGCCAGCCAAAACCCGAAGCAGGUUAAAACACUGAAGGCAGAGAAACUUUCCCUGGAGCAGAAGGUGAAGGCCCUGCAGAAAGAGGUCUUGAGUAAAUCAUCAGAGGAAACAAUUAAUACAAACAAGAUUCAACAGCUUCAAGUUAGUGUUGAACGUAAAAACAACCAGCUGCAGACUGAAAGGCUCAGGGCUGAGGAGCUGGAGACAGAGAAACUUUCCCUGGAGCUGAAGGUGAAGGCCCUGCAGGAAGAGGUCUUGAAUAGAGCAUCAGGGGAAUCAGGAAAUAACAGCGACAUUGAAGAGCUCCAAGAUCUUGUUUCAAAACAAAACAAGAGGCUGCAGGCUGAGAUGUUGAAAGCUGACAGUCUCCAGACACAACUGGAGGAGAAAAGGAAUCAGCUUGAGGAAAUGUCCAACAAAGACCGGAAGCUGAUUAAAGGGUUGAAGAGAGAACAAGACUCCCUGAAGCAGGAGCUCAUGGACCUGCAGAGUGAGACCUUCAGCAGAGAGAAGAUAAACAGAGAGCAACUGGAGGACUUACAGAACCAGCUCACGGAAAAGAUCGGAAGCUGCCUCGAGCUGACCCUCAAACUAGCAGAUCGGGUUAUUCAGGAGGAGGUGGAGCCUAUCCAUGAGGAAAUAAAGGCGCUAAUGUGUGAGGAGAAGGCAGAGCCCUCCCUUCCAUUAGUUAACAUCCAGGUAACAGACACUCCAACCAUGAUCGACGAGACAUCUGAGAACGUCCAGACAACACCGAAGAUGGUCGAGGUAACACCUGAGAUUGUCAAGGCAAGACCUGAGAUGGAGAAAAUCUCUUUGUGGAGGAGGUUUAAGAAGUGUAUGACUCCUCACUGUUGCCGCCAGUACAAACAGCAGAGGCAGAGCCAGGAAUCCACCGAAUCCUCCAACAACAUCCACAAGCCAUCAGGCAGCACAGACGAAACCCAAAUCCCACCAAAACAACUUUAAAAAGAACUUAGUUAGGAAAAAUAUCAAUUAAAAAAAUAAAAUUCUUAGAAUAGAAAUUA